ACUACUAGAAGGGUUGAUCUCAAACUUUCCACUUUAGUUUAACGCGAUCAGCGAAAGCGCCAGGAUGUUACUUCCGAUCUUGCUUGUAGUCCUUGCCGUCUACCUCUUCCAGAAGUGGACCUACAGCCACUGGAAGCGCCGGGGAGUUCCUCAACUGAAUCCAGCGUUUCCUUUUGGAAACGUUGCGGACACCUUUAAGCAGCGCACCUCCUAUUCGAAUCGUCUCGCCGAACUCCACCAUCAAGCCGUCCGCGAUGGCCAUCGAUUCGUCGGAAUCUACACGUUGCUCCAACCGAUCCUGCUCGUAACGGACGUGGAAUUGGUCAAACGGAUGCUGACCGUUGAUUUUGAACACUUCGUGGAUCGUGGAGCGCACGUCAAUGAGAAGCGCGAUCCUUUGAGUGGCCACCUGUUCUCGCUGACCGGAGCCAAGUGGAGACGGAUGCGGUUGAAGUUGACUCCGGCCUUCACAACCGCCAAGCUCAAGGCCAUGUUCCCGACGAUGAUGGCAUGUGGUCGAACCCUUUCGGCGGUGAUCGAUGAUCACGUGGGACGAGCCUUGGCUAUUCGCGAUCUUAUGACCCGGUUCACCAUGGACGUGAUCGCCUCGGUAGGGUUCGGGUUGGAGUGCAACAGUAUGAGGAAUCCGGACGAACUGUUCCGGCAGAUGGGAGGGAGGUUCUUCUCCAAGAGUUGGAAGACUUCCGUGCGGAUGUUGUUGGCCUUUGUGGCGCCGAAGAUCAAUCGAUAUUUACAAGUGAAACUGAACGACGAUGACGUUGAAGAGUACAUGCUGAACUUGGUGAGGGAUACGAUCGCGAAGCGGGAAGGCGGCGGUGAGGUGAGGAAAGACUUCAUUCAGCUGUUGGUGCAGUUGAGGAAUCAGGUUGAGGUGAAAGAUGGUGGAAGUUGGGAGAUGAAUAAGGUCGAUCAGAAUAAGACUUUGACCGUGGAGGAAAUGGCGGCGCAGUCGUUUGUGUUUCUGAAUGCCGGGUAUGAGACCACCUCUUCAACCGUAACGUUCUGCUUGUUUGAGCUGUGCCGCAAUAAGGAUCUCAUAGGGAAAGUGCAGGAGGAAAUCGACAGGGUGAUGGAUGGUGGCAAAGGGAUCAGUUAUGAAGCGCUUGCGGAAAUGACCUAUCUGGAGAGUUGCAUCGAUGAAACACUGCGAAAGUAUCCGAUCUCACCCGUUCUGUUCAGGGUUUGCACCAAACCGUACAAAAUUCCUGAAACGGAUGUCGUAAUCGAGAAAGAUACUUUGGUACAAAUUUCACUGGUAGGGUUACAGCGUGACAAGAGGUAUUAUGAGGAUCCGGUGAAGUUCGAUCCGGAUCGGUAUGGGGAACGGAAAUCGGAAACAAUGCCCCAUUACAGUUUUGGAGACGGUCCAAGAGUCUGUAUAGGGCUCCGAAUGGGGAAGGUAAUGGCCAAAAUGGCUCUGGUGGAACUUCUGUCCCGGUAUGAUUUUGAACUUGAGUCUCCGGCAGCGGAUUCGGGUGAAAUCGAGCUGGAUCCUUCGCUGCUAAUGCUUCAAGCCAAACACGAUGUCAAGCUGAUUCCGAGGCUUCGGGCGAAGUAAAGUGAAGUAAAGGUUUCAAAUGGAGUUGAGUAAUGGAAGCAUUAGGAAAAAUCUUUCAUUUUUGCAAGCAUGAAGAAAAAAUUCCAUUCUAUUCUUGAAUUCAUAAAGCUCUCUUUACAUAAAUUUGUUUUAAAUCUAUAUUACACAUCUGCAACCAUAUGUUCAAUUAGCAGCGGUUACAUUUACCUAAAACCCUGAUGGUCCUCUUGUCAGUGUCAUCGCCCAACCGCGUCAACUUCCCUUUUCCCAAGUGUAAACAUCAUCGGAGAACACGAACAGGAAAUUGAAAUAAAUCAUCACUUAAUGCUUAAAA
Molecule: messenger RNA, 1892 nt
Organism: Aedes aegypti (yellow fever mosquito)
Lineage: Eukaryota; Metazoa; Arthropoda; Insecta; Diptera; Culicidae
Product: probable cytochrome P450 6a14
Exons: 2
Coding region: 65-1579 (504 amino acids)
Molecular function (GO): monooxygenase activity; heme binding; oxidoreductase activity, acting on paired donors, with incorporation or reduction of molecular oxygen
Source: RefSeq, a predicted model, not a curated record